Molecule: messenger RNA, 1347 nt
Organism: Heterocephalus glaber (naked mole-rat)
Lineage: Eukaryota; Metazoa; Chordata; Mammalia; Rodentia; Bathyergidae
Gene: Gemin2
Product: gem nuclear organelle associated protein 2
Biological process (GO): spliceosomal snRNP assembly; spliceosomal complex assembly
Cellular component (GO): SMN complex; spliceosomal complex; nucleus
Source: RefSeq, a predicted model, not a curated record
AGAGUUCUAAAGCCUUAGAAGAGAGGCUACAAGAACCACUUCAGGUAGGAAUUCAACUCACAGUGUGUGUUGCACCACCAGAGCCUUAACUUCGCUAAAAGCAGCGUUUGUUUGCUCAUGCGCAGUUACGCCUCCUUAACCGGCCGCCGGCUCAGCUCCGCGCCAAACGCGCUUACUUGUGCGCCUGCGCCCUGACCAAGCCUCCGCGCUUGCGUUCUUCGAGGCUGGCGGGAUCGGAAACCAUGGCGUGGGUGCCUAAGGAGUCUGCAGUGGAAGAGUUGAUGCCACGGCUCUUGCCGGUAGAGCCCUGCGACUUGACGGAAGGUUUCGAUCCCUCGGUACCCCCGAGGACGCCUCAGGAAUACCUGAGGCGGGUCCAGAUCGAAGCAGCUCGGUGUCCAGAUGUUGUGGUAGCUCAAAUUGACCCAAAGAAGUUGAAAAGGAAGCAAAGUGUGAAUGUUUCUCUUUCAGGAUGCCAACCUGCCCCUGAAGGUUAUUCCCCAACACUUCAGUGGCAACAGCAACAAGUGGCCCAGUUUUCAGCUGUUCGACAGAAUGUGAACAAACAUAGAAGUCACUGGAAAUCACAGCAGUUGGAUAGUAAUGUGACUAUGCCAAAAUCUGAGGAUGAAGAAGGUUGGAAAAAAUUCUGUCUAGGAGAAAGGUUAUGUGCUGAAGGGGCUGUUGAGCCAACUAUAGAUGAAAGUCCUGGAAUUGAUUAUGUACAAAUUGGAUUUCCUCCCUUCCUUAGUAUUGUUAGCAGAAUGAAUCAGGCAACAGUAACUAGUGUCUUGGAAUAUUUGAGUAAUUGGUUUGGAGAAAAAGACUUUACUCCAGAAUUGGGAAGAUGGUUCUAUGCUUUAUUGGCUUGCCUUGAGAAGCCCUUACUCCCCGAAGCUCACUCCCUGAUUCGGCAGCUUGCAAGAAGGUGCUCUGAAGUGAGGCUCUCAGUGGACACCAAAGAUGAUGAGAGGGUUCCUGCUUUGAAUUUAUUAAUCUGCUUGGUUAGCAGGUAUUUUGACCAGCGUGACCUAGCUGAUGAGCCGUCGUGAUGCAGCUGAUCUCAGAGAUGGAAGGUGUUUCUGCUGAAGGCAGCCUGAGUCUGCGGACACACAGUGCAGUUCACAUACAGACUCCAUUGUUUGCUUCAACACUAUGUGAAUGACUCAAGUUUUUGUUCAGAAUAUAGAUCCAAUUUAUUUUAGUGUCUGAAAUAUCUGUGGAAAAAUACCACCUGGUAUUUGAUGAACAGUCUGAAUAGUUUGCAGCAGUCACAAGCAUUUGAAAUAAAUUGAGUCCCAUUUAUUGAUGAAGCAGCCUGCACAGAAGCUGUAUGAUGAAAAUUUA